Molecule: messenger RNA, 1909 nt
Organism: Lontra canadensis (Northern American river otter)
Lineage: Eukaryota; Metazoa; Chordata; Mammalia; Carnivora; Mustelidae
Gene: SH3GL2
Product: SH3 domain containing GRB2 like 2, endophilin A1
Exons: 9
Coding region: 157-1215 (352 amino acids)
Biological process (GO): synaptic vesicle uncoating
Cellular component (GO): presynapse; glutamatergic synapse; cytoplasm
Molecular function (GO): protein binding
Source: RefSeq, a predicted model, not a curated record
CCGCGCCGCUCCGCGCCCCCGCGCCCACAGCCCCGGCGGCGGCAAGACAAGCGGCCGCCCGGCGAGCGCGCCGCCCUGCUCGGCCCUCCUGUCCGGCUCCGCCGCCGCCUCUUUCCGACACCCGCAGCCACAGCCGCCCGCCCGUCCCCCCGCACCAUGUCGGUGGCCGGGCUCAAGAAGCAAUUCCACAAAGCCACUCAGAAAGUGAGUGAGAAGGUCGGAGGAGCUGAAGGAACCAAGCUAGAUGAUGACUUCAAAGAAAUGGAGCGGAAGGUGGAUGUCACCAGCAGGGCUGUGAUGGAAAUAAUGACCAAAACAAUUGAAUACCUUCAACCCAAUCCAGCUUCCAGAGCUAAACUCAGCAUGAUCAACACCAUGUCAAAAAUCCGCGGCCAGGAGAAGGGUCCAGGCUAUCCGCAGGCAGAGGCGCUGCUAGCAGAAGCCAUGCUCAAGUUCGGGAGAGAGCUGGGAGACGAUUGCAACUUUGGCCCAGCACUUGGUGAGGUGGGGGAGGCCAUGAGGGAGCUCUCAGAAGUGAAGGACUCUCUGGACAUGGAGGUGAAGCAGAACUUCAUCGACCCCCUUCAGAACCUUCAUGACAAAGAUCUGAGAGAAAUUCAGCAUCAUCUAAAGAAGUUGGAGGGUCGACGCCUGGACUUUGAUUAUAAGAAGAAACGACAAGGCAAGAUUCCAGAUGAAGAACUCCGUCAGGCUCUGGAGAAAUUCGAUGAAUCUAAAGAAAUUGCUGAGUCCAGCAUGUUCAAUCUCUUGGAGAUGGAUAUCGAACAGGUGAGCCAGCUGUCUGCGCUCGUCCAAGCCCAGCUGGAGUAUCACAAGCAGGCCGUCCAGAUCCUGCAGCAAGUCACCGUCAGACUGGAAGAAAGAAUAAGACAAGCUUCAUCUCAGCCUAGAAGGGAAUAUCAGCCCAAGCCACGAAUGAGCCUGGAGUUUACAACAGGAGACAGUACUCAGCCCAACGGGGGCCUGUCCCACACGGGUACACCCAAACCUGCAGGUGCCCCAAUGGAUCAGCCUUGCUGCCGAGCUCUGUACGACUUUGAACCUGAAAAUGAAGGGGAGUUGGGUUUUAAAGAGGGUGAUAUCAUCACACUCACUAACCAAAUUGAUGAGAACUGGUAUGAGGGGAUGCUUCAUGGCCAGUCAGGCUUCUUCCCCAUCAACUAUGUGGAGAUUCUGGUUGCCCUGCCUCAUUAGGAUGUUAGGCUGGCAGGCUUACCUCCUCUUGACCCAGAUAGCUAAGUUUAACCACUGCUUUGGUAAUGCUGCUUACAACACAUCCCAAAUGCAGGCCGCAGUGGUCCAGGUCAUCAAGCCCCACCGAGUAUCUUUGGUUGACUUGUGUGAUCCCACAAGAGUCAUGGUGAUGGGUGGUAUCUUCUGAGGCUGGCAGGCAUGGCAUGUGCUUUUUAAACACCAUCUGAGACCAGCCAGUAGUCAUGGAACUGCUGUUUACAUGGUUCUCAGGAGGCUGUGGCUUCUUAGAAUAUGACCAUGAGCCACAAUACAGUAAAACCAUCCUACAGAAGAUAUUGUCUAUCACCCAGGGGCCAUCUCGAGGUCUCAGGUUCUCCGUUUCGAUAGGAGAAAGGUCUUGCUUUCCCAUUGUCCCCUCCCAAAUAUGUGAGUCACCGAAUUGUGGAAGAAAGCCUCCCUCACCAGCAACUUGUCUUCUGGUCUGAAUGAGUCAGUCCCUUGAUGCUAUUGGUAGGAAAGUGUUGAAUGUGAGUUAAAAACUUUUUCUGAAAACAGUCAGUUUUGUUCCUCCCAAUUAUGCCUGUUUCUGAGGGACAGCCAGUUUUCUUCCCUCCCUGCUAGUAAAGGCAGAGGGGACUCCCGCUGUAUUUCUAAGCAAGACAGUUAGCAGUCAGUACCUGGUAGGUGGGGCUGA